Molecule: messenger RNA, 1200 nt
Organism: Andrographis paniculata
Lineage: Eukaryota; Viridiplantae; Streptophyta; Magnoliopsida; Lamiales; Acanthaceae
Product: NAC domain-containing protein 54-like
Exons: 4
Coding region: 1-1002 (333 amino acids)
Biological process (GO): regulation of DNA-templated transcription
Molecular function (GO): DNA binding
Source: RefSeq, a predicted model, not a curated record
AUGGCGCCGGCGACUCUUCCGCCGGGAUUCAGAUUCCAUCCGACGGACGAGGAGCUCGUAGCGUACUACCUUCACCGGAAAAUCAACGGCGGAACCAUCGAGCUUGAAGUCAUCCCCGACGUCGACCUCUACAAAUGCGAGCCCUGGGAUUUGCCUGAUAAAUCGUUGUUGCCGAGCAAGGACAUGGAGUGGUAUUUCUACAGUCCCCGCGACCGGAAAUACCCGAACGGUUCGAGGACGAACCGGGCGACCCGGUCGGGUUACUGGAAGGCGACGGGGAAGGACCGGGCGGUGCAGUCGCAGAAGCAGGCCAUGGGGAUGAAGAAGACGUUGGUGUAUUACAGAGGCAGAGCGCCGCACGGAAUCCGUACCGAUUGGGUCAUGCACGAGUAUCGUCUCGUCGAUUCCGCCAUUGCUGGAUCAAGUCUCAAGGAUUCUUACGCGCUCUGCAGAGUAUUCAAGAAGAACAUAAUCAUCACUAACAAGAAGACUAAACAAUCAUCAAUGAAGGUUUUAGCUGAUCGUGAUCACCUGUGGGACGGAGGCGGCAACAGCAACAGCGCCACGCCGGAAACUUCCCGAGAACAGAGGUACGAUGCCGAGGAUGAAAACGCCGCCAAGAAUCCAUCCGAGGCAUCUUCAUCAGAUCUCACACAGGGGACACCAACAGCCAUGGCUUCAAAGGAUGCCGACUCUCCGGCACAGAUUGCCUCAGAGGAAGUCAACAGUUCAAUCGAUAAUUUCUAUCCCUGCUCCGGCAUCGACCUCUACCAUUUCCCUCAGGAUUAUGCAGGCCUAUCAUACGAAGCUUGGUACCCACCGUUGGACAUGGAUGACUUCCCACAAAUUGAUCUAACAGAGGCAAAAUCCGGCACCGAAUUCAUGGCCUGUGACAGAUUCAGGGAGUGCGCGAACGGCAUGGCGACACUGGAAGAGAUUUAUUCACUAUGUUCUUCCCACAACAGCUUCUCCAACCACCAAGCUUGUGCAGGAUCCAACUGACUAAUCAUAGACUGAAUCAUUAUACAUACAUACAUAUAUAUCAUAUAUAUAAUAGGGACACAAACACAAUUGGUACACAUAUAACAUGAUGCUUAAUCUUUACCUGAAUAUGUUCAUAUACAUGUAACAAACAGCUUGAUUUUUACUACAGAAAUCAACAUUACCCUACAAUUUUCUAACACACACAUAUAUGCAUAU